UGCCUUUGGUGAUUCCCCGAGAGCACGCAGGUUCUCGGAGUUUUUUUUUUAGGCGACGCUGGAAGUGAAGUUUUUUUCCCUUAGUUUCACCUUCGAAGACUACUGGGUGGAAAAGAAAAGGCGCAUGCAGCUCAGUUUCCGGAGGACAGAGAUCGUGAAGAACAACCAGGAAGCGGCUGGGCUGGGAGUUGCCCCCGGUCCCCGCUGCGCCGUGGAGGUUUCUUCCCGGGGUCCCUGCACCGAGGCCGGGCGCCUUUCCCGAGUCCUGCCCUGAGCUAGACCCCGGCUCCGGCCGGCCGUUUCCGAGCUGCCAUGUCUUCCGACUUCGAAGGCUACGAGCAGGACUUCGCAGUGCUCACUGCCGAGAUCACCAGCAAGAUCUCCAGGGUCCCUCGGCUCCCUCCCGAUGAGAAGAAGCAAAUGGUUGCCAACGUGGAGAAACAGCUUGAAGAGGCCAGAGAAUUGCUUGAGCAAAUGGAUUUGGAAGUCCGAGAAAUCCCGCCUCAAAGUCGAGGAAUGUACAGCAACAGAAUGCGAAGCUACAAGCAAGAAAUGGGCAAGCUGGAGACAGACUUUAAAAGGUCACGGAUCGCCUACAGUGACGAAGUACGGAAUGAGCUUCUAGGGGAUGAUGGGAAUUCCUCGGAGAACCAGAGGGCACAUCUGCUGGAUAACACGGAGAGGCUGGAAAGGUCAUCGCGGAGACUAGAGGCUGGGUACCAGAUAGCAGUGGAGACCGGCAAAUUCUCCACCACUUCGUUACAUCAUUCCUUCACAGAGGAAGGACUCCACACUCCGUUUCAGAAGGAUGAGCUGCAAGAAGGAGAAGGCACAGACAUGGAUGAGCCGAGUGACUGUGGAAGCGGCACCCAGGAGGGGGUGCUUUCCAAGAACUGCCUUAGCCCGGAGUUGGCUCCAUACUCGAAGGGUUUUAAAAAAUUCGAACAGAAGUAGAAUGUAAUGGCUUCCCAUAAAGCCUAUUUUAUCGAUUUAAGAGUGACAUUUUGUCUAAAAUUACAGUGUUGUAGUACAAGGCUGGGCCGACAAGGACAGUUCAGUGGCGUGGUAAAAGAAGUCUGUACAAGUUGACACGUGUCUUUCCUGCAAAGCACUACAUUUGGCAACCUCAUGUGGGGCUGUCUGAAAUAUUUUCAUUGUUUUUAUCUUACGUUUGUGACGUUUUCCCUGCACGUCUGUCUGUGCACUGAGUGCAUGCUGGUGCCUCUGGAAGCCAGGAGAGGGCACGGAAUUCCUCGGGACCAGAGUUACAGAUGGUUGUGAGCUGCCAUGUGGGUGCCAGGAAAUGAAUCAUGUCCUCUGGAAGAGCAGCUGGUGCUCCUAACUGCGGAGCCAUUGCUCUAGUCCUCUCUGAAAUACUUUGGAAAUUUUACUUGAUCACAAUAAUCUAGGAACUACUGCCCAAGGUACUGAAUGAAGCGGGGGAAGGCCCCCUUCACGGUGCCUUCAUUGUAUUGCUCAGUGUCCUGAAUGAACUGGGAGGAAAUCACCUUGGUUGAAGCCUUCACUGAUCAGCUGUGUAGCCCUGAGAAACAGGCACUCAUUCUGUGUAUUCUCUUACACUUGCCAGAUAGACACUUGACACUAGACUCUUUUUAUGGCAGAGGGUAUUAGGAAGUAAAAUCACAUCCUCUCUAUAUAAGUGCACAGAAAAAAAGAGCGCUCUGUACAAUUUUAUUGUUUUAGUAGAUGGCCAUCAGUUAAAAAAGAAGUUAACUUUCAAGAUAAUUGGCAAAUGUUUAAACAGAAAUUUGUAACUUUUCAUUAACAUGAUAAUUGACAAGAUCCUAGAAAGAAUAAUCUAUGGGAUAGGAUGGGCUAGACUUUUACCUUAAUCACUAGUUGCUUCCUAACAAAUUAUAAAAUUCAUCUUUGGAAACUCUUG
Molecule: messenger RNA, 1903 nt
Organism: Cricetulus griseus (Chinese hamster)
Lineage: Eukaryota; Metazoa; Chordata; Mammalia; Rodentia; Cricetidae
Source: RefSeq, a predicted model, not a curated record